Messenger RNA from Pararge aegeria (speckled wood butterfly), 3034 nucleotides. RefSeq names its product endoplasmic reticulum metallopeptidase 1-like. The coding region runs from base 114 to 2597 and encodes 827 amino acids. The transcript has 13 exons. NCBI's taxonomy places the organism in Eukaryota, Metazoa, Arthropoda, Insecta, Lepidoptera, Nymphalidae. Gene Ontology annotation, molecular function: metalloexopeptidase activity. Gene Ontology annotation, biological process: proteolysis. The record is from RefSeq and is a predicted model, not a curated record.
UGAGCUGGGACCAGUAAAUAAAGAGUUUGAUGGGUGGAUAGUUGUGUAAAACUGUAAUUUUACUAUAAAAUAAAGAAUUACUUAAAAUCUCUAGACAUUUAAUAUGACACUUAAUGAUAAUUAUGUUCACUAAAAGCAAUAAAAUGACUACAACAGAAAUGCCGGGCUGGACGAAGGAGAACCGCGCGGACGCGGGCGUGGUGGCGCACGAGCACCUCGUCAACCUCACCGCCAUCGGCCCCCGGGUGGCGGGCAGCUACGAGAACGAGGUGGCGGCCGUGCGCGUGCUGCUGCAGGCCGCCAAGGCCGUGGCGGCGGCCGCGUCGCCGCACAACCGCGUCGACUACGACGUGUUCUCGGCCAGCGGCGCCUUCACGCUCAGCUUCCUCGACGGCAUGAGCAACGUGUACCGCGGCGUGCAGAGCGUGGUGCUGCGCGUGCGCGGCGCGGGCGGGCGCGCGGGCGGGCGGCGCGCGCUGCUGCUCAACUGCCACUUCGACACCGUGCCCGACAGCCCCGGCGCCAGCGACGACGCGGCCGGCUGCGCCGUGGGGCUGGAGGUGCUGCGCGCGCUGGCGGCCGGCGCGCCGCUGCGCCACGACGCGCUGCUGCUGCUCAACGGCGCCGAGGAGAACAUCCUGCAGGCCUCGCACGCCUUCGUCACGCAGCACCCCUGGGCGCCGUCGGUGCGCGCCUUCGUCAACAUGGAGGCGUGCGGCGCCGGCGGGCGCGAGGUGCUGUUCCAGGCCGGGCCGCACGACCCGUGGCUCGUGGAGGAGUACGCGGACGCGGUGCCGCACCCCUUCGCGUCGUCGCUGGCGCAGGAGCUGUUCCAGAGCGGCCUCAUCCCGGCCGACACCGACUUCCGCAUCUUCCGCGACUUCGGGAACCUGUCGGGCGUGGACCUGGCGUGGAGCAGCAACGGCUACGUGUACCACACGCACCUGGACACGGCGGCGCGCGUGCCGGCGCGCGCGCUGCAGCGCACGGGCGACAACGUGCUGGCGCUGGCGCGCGGCCUGCUGCGCGGCGACCGGCUCGCGGGCGCCGUGGAGCGCGCGCGCCCGCCCGUGUUCUUCGACGUGCUGGGCCUGCUGCUGCUGUCGGCGCGCGCGCCCGCCGCCGUCGCCGCGCUGCUGCUGCUGCUGGCGGCGCUGGCGGCCGAGCUGCUGCUGUCGGCGCGCGACGCGGCGCGCCAGCUGUACCUGCCGCUGCGCGCGUGGGCGCGCGUGGUGGGCCGCGCGGCGCUGGGCGUGCUGCUGGCCUGGCUGGCGGGGCUGGCGGCGGCGCUGGCCGUGGCGCUGCUGCUGCACGCGGCGGGCGCGCGCCUGGCCUUCUACGCGCGCGCCUGGCUGCUGCUGCCGCUGUACGCGCUGCCGGCGCUGCUGGGCUGCUGGGCCGACGCGCGGCACACGUGGGGCUCGUGGCUGGGCGGCGGCGCGGCGCGGCUGGCGCGCGGCUGGUGGGCGUGGCGCGCGUGGCGCGACGCGCUGGCGCUGCUGAGCGGCGCGGCGGCGGCGGCGUGCGCGCUGUGCGGCCUGCGCUCCGCCUUCGUGCCGCUGCUGUGGGCGCUGCCGGCGCUGGCGGGGCUGCUGGCGCGGGGCGGCGCGCGCGGCGCGGCGCUGCACGCGGCGGCGGCGGCGCUGCCCGUGCUGCAGAGCGCGUACCUGGGACUCAACUGCGUGCAGAUGUUCGUGCCCAUCAUGGGCCGGGCCGGCACGGCGCCCGUCCCGCCCGACAUGCUGAUGGCCGCGUUGGUGUGGGCGCUGACGCUGCUCACGUUCAGCUGGAUGCUGCCGCUCGUGGUGGCCGCCAAGAGCCAUAAGCUGCUGAUGGGCUGCGGCGUGGCCGUCAGCGCGGCGGCCGUGGCGCUGGUGCUGCUGGGCCCGAGCGGCGCCUACUCGGCGGAGCGGCCGCAGCGCCUCAUGCUGUUCCACACGCGCCGCACCACGCACGGCGCGGCGCCGCGCGUCGAGACCUUCUACUGGGUGCCCGAGCUGGACGCCAACACGCCGCGCACCGUGGAGGGCGCGGUGGCGGCCGCGCUGGGCGCGCGCGCCGAGUCGGCCGGCGGCGCGGAGGAGUGCGCCCGCUGGGUGUACUGCGGGGCGCCCUACUUCCUGCCCGUGCUGUCGCUGGUGCGGCGCGGCCAGCGCGUGCGCACCGAGCUGCCGCCGGCCGCGCGCCUGCACGUGCGCGCGCGCCUGGCGCCCGCGGCCGCGCCGGCGCAGCGCGUGCUCACGCUCAACAUGACGGGGCCCGCGCACGUGGUGGUGAUCCUGGCGCCGGCGGCGGGCGCGCGCGUGCCGUGGUGCGACCUGCUGGACGGGCCGCCGCAGCCGGGCCCGCGCUGGGGCGAGCGGAGCACGUACUUCAUCGCGCUGCACAACGCGCGCGCGGAGCCGGCCUUCCAGUGGUCGCUCGUCUGCCACCGGGAGGCGCGCGCGCGCGGCGCGUGGCUGCAGGUGUCGGCGGCGGGGCACGCCAUGGCGGGCGCGGCGCAGCGCACGGCGGCGCACGCGCGGCUGCUGCGCGCGCUGCCCGCCUGGAGCGCGCCCACGGGCUGGGGCGUGGACCUGCACCUGCUGGAGCUGUAGCGCGCGCCGGAGCCGCGGCGCACGCCACGGCGUAUCGGUGCUCGCUGCCACAUGUUUAUUUUCUUUAUUUAUUCGAGCGCGCCACAUUGCUUUCUCUCUGGCGUUCAUUGGAAGCGUAAUUUUUUUUGAUUUGAACGACAUCGGCGAGCUCUCUCAUUUGACUGUGGACACAUUUCGGUGAUGUGAUUUAAAACUUAACGCGAUAGUAUUUGUAAAGUUGAUAAGAGGAUGGUUGCGGCAGUCGGGGAUCAACUUUCAUGUUGUUCGUCUGUGAUAACAAUGUAGAAUUGCCUGACACUGCCUAUAGAGUAUGGUGAUAGAGUGGGUAGAAUAGGAAUAAAAAGAAUAUGUACAUUAUUUAUUGUAAGUUGUGGUUUCUAAAGAAACGAGGAUGGUUGUGGUAAAAUGCAACUUAAUAAAUAGCAGUUGGAAAUCAU